AUGGGCCACAUGCAGAGGAUUGGUACGCCUUUCUUCGAUAGCAGAGUUGGUCCAGAGGAGGCAGACGCGUGGCGUCAGAGAGUGGAGCGGAACUUUCAUUCGAUCCGUUGUCCUAUGGAGUACUGGGUGGAGUUAGCGGUCCACUAUUUGAGUGGCGAUGCUCAUUUGUGGUGGCAGGCCGCGGUGGGCCGGAGGGCAUUUUGGACUUGGGGCGACUUCCUUGUGGAGUUCAACGCCAAGUAUUUCCCGAGGCAGGCUCGUGAUCGUCUUCAGAUGCGGUUUAUGGCAUUGAGCAGGGUUCGCGUUCUGUACGCGAGUAUGAUGAGGAGUUCAGCCGUCUGUUAG
Molecule: messenger RNA, 345 nt
Organism: Microthlaspi erraticum
Lineage: Eukaryota; Viridiplantae; Streptophyta; Magnoliopsida; Brassicales; Brassicaceae
Source: the annotation of a GenBank genome assembly